AUGUACCCGGUGAAGUUCUCAAAUUUAAUUAAAGACAAAGAUGAACUGUAUGCUAAAGUAAAACAAGCAUAUGUUGAUGUGAACAUACCAGCAGUUUAUCCAGCAGCAAAUAAACAAUUACAACAACGACUUAGUGACUUCGUUUCUAAAGGUCUUACUGAUGAACAAUCGAUGUUAUUAUUUGACAAAGUUAAUUCUAAUCGUGUUUAUGCUUUGGAGAAACAUGAAAACUUGAUCAGAUUAAUUAUGCUAAUAAAAGAAAAAGAUGAAACAAGUAUGUUAUUAUGGGGAAAUAAAGGAUCACAAAGAAAAAUGUUUCCAAUUAUAGAAAAACUUAUUGUAUUACCUAUUGAUGAAGAAAUUAAAGUUGUCGUCUCGUCAUUUAUUCAUAUAUAUGAACAAACUGGUUUUAUUGAAUCAUCUCCUAAAUGCUAUGAACGACUACAUAAUAUUUAUGCUAUUUCGAAUAAAAGAAUUCGAAUUGUACAACGUACAUUAGCUAAAUUUAUUGUUUCACCUUCUGUUAAUGAUGAAAAUGAAAAUGAAAAAACUGAAGAUGAUACAAGUCGAGAUGAUAAAAUUGAAUAUGAUAAAAGUAAUGAUGAAACAAUUGAUGUUGAUGAAAAUCAUGAUGAAAAAAUAAAACAUGAUAAAAGUCAUGAUGGUAAAAUAAAAUAUGAUAAAAGUAAUGAUGAAACAAUUGAAAUUGAUGAAAAUCAUGAUGAAAAAAUUAGAUAUGAUAAAAGUCAUGAUGAUAAAAUUGAAUAUGAUAAAAGUAAUGAUGAAGCAGUUGAAGAUGAUGACAAAAAAUGUUAUAAGCAACAUAGGAAUGUGCUUAAAGUUAAUCAAAUUGGAAACGUUCAUAUUUCGUCACCUUCAACAUCUCAUGUAUCGAUUAAUACACGUUCAAAAACGAAAUUAUGCAAAAACCAAAAUAUUCGAUCAUCUGAAAGUGAUUUUGAAGCUGAUAAAAGAAAAAAAAUGAAACGUAGAAAAUAUUGA
Molecule: messenger RNA, 1002 nt
Organism: Rotaria sordida
Lineage: Eukaryota; Metazoa; Rotifera; Eurotatoria; Philodinida; Philodinidae
Source: the annotation of a GenBank genome assembly